AUGACUACAAGAAAGACAGCUUCCUCUCUUCAGCUUUUAGGGAAAAUCACAGGAACAAAAGCUGGAACUAAGCAAAAGAAGAUGAAUUUCAUUAAUGGACUGAUAUGGUUAUAUAUGUGUGUGUGGAUGGUACACGGAAAAGUGACGCAGAAGGAUGAAUUGAAAUGGAAUAAAGGAUACUCGCUACCAAAUUUGCUAGAAGUGACAGAUCAGCAAAAAGAACUUUCACAAUGGACUUUGGGUGACAAAGUAAAACUUGAAGAAGGGAGGUUUGUUUUAACUCCUGGAAAGAACACAAAGGGUUCACUUUGGUUGAAACCUGAAUAUUCAAUAAAGGAUGCAAUGACAAUAGAGUGGACGUUUAGAAGUUUCGGGUUCAGAGGCAGCACAAAGGGGGGUCUUGCAUUUUGGCUGAAGCAAGGAAAUGAGGGAGAUAGUACCGAGUUAUUUGGUGGAAGUUCGAAGAAGUUUAAUGGUUUGAUGAUAUUGUUACGAUUAGACGAUAAGUUGGGAGAGAGCGUGACAGCGUAUUUGAAUGACGGAACAAAAGAUCUUGAUAUUGAAUCCUCACCGUACUUUGCGUCAUGUCUGUUCCAAUACCAGGAUUCCAUGGUACCAUCAACAUUAAGAUUGACUUACAAUCCACUAGAUAAUCACUUGUUAAAGUUGCAAAUGGACAACAGAGUGUGUUUCCAGACAAGGAAAGUUAAAUUUAUGGGCAGCAGCCCAUUUAGGAUUGGAACAAGUGCUAUCAACGAUGCAUCCAAAGAAUCGUUUGAAAUCUUGAAAAUGAAGCUUUAUGACGGAGUUAUAGAGGAUUCGCUAAUUCCUAACGUGAAUCCUAUGGGACAACCCAGAGUGGUUACUAAAGUGAUCAAUUCUCAAACUGGUGAAGAGAGUUUCAGGGAAAAGAUGCCAUUUUCUGAUAAGGAAGAAAGUAUAACGAGUAACGAGCUUUUCGAAAAGAUGAACAAGUUGGAGGGGAAAAUCAUGGCAAAUGAUAUCGAUCCAUUACUCCGCAAGAUGAACAAGAUUGUGGAGAAUGAACGUGAACUGAUUCAACGUUUAAGACCACUGUUAGAUCUGAAGAAAACAGCCAUAAGUGACGAUAGUUUCCAAGAUUUUCUUUCGAUGAACGCAAACCUGGACAGAUUGAUAAAAGAACAAGAAAAAAUUCGACAAGAUGCCAAGCUGUAUGGCAAGCAGACCAAAGGUCAUGAUGAGAUAUUUUCCAAAAUAAGUGUAUGGUUGGCACUGCUGAUUUUCAUUAUGAUCACAUUGGCGUACUACAUGUUUAGAAUUAACCAAGACAUCAAGAAGGUCAAACUUCUGUAA
This is a messenger RNA of Saccharomyces cerevisiae S288C, 1335 nucleotides long. It is a transcript of the gene EMP46, whose product is annotated as Emp46p. Lineage: Eukaryota; Fungi; Ascomycota; Saccharomycetes; Saccharomycetales; Saccharomycetaceae. The coding region runs from base 1 to 1335 and encodes 444 amino acids. The record is from RefSeq and is marked reviewed. The transcript has a single exon. Gene Ontology annotation, biological process: endoplasmic reticulum to Golgi vesicle-mediated transport. Gene Ontology annotation, cellular component: Golgi membrane; endoplasmic reticulum membrane; membrane.